AGCUCUGCUGCAUUGCCCCUCAUGUUUUUGUGCUGUGAGGAGAAACUGAGGAUCAAAAGAAAAGUCCCUCGCUUCAUGCUGCCCAUCUGCACCAGCACCAACAUGAACGGAAGCGUCCUUUACGAAGUGGUCGCAGUCGUUUUCAUCGCCCAGCUCAACCGCAUCAAUCUGAACUUGAGCCAGUUAUUUACCAUUGCGUACCUCAGUAUUUCUGUUGUUUCAGGCCUUUAAAAAUGCAUCAUGCAGACUCUGAAGAGUCUGUAUGCUUUGCUUUGGUGUGCAGUGUGACGGCAGCAGCCACCAGCAUCGGCGCAGGAGGGAUCCCAGCUACAGGAGCAGUGACCACUCUGUUUGUUCUGACAGCGGUCGGCUUACCUGCUCAGGAUGCCUCUAUUCUGGUGGCUGUAGAAUGGCUCCUAGAUCGAUGCAACACCAUCGUCAACGUCUCUUCAGACUGCAUUGGUGUGUCGAUCAUCUAUGAAGUGUCCAAAAAAGAACUGGAGGAGCAUAGACAGGAAAUGAUACAGGAGUGUGGGGAGCCAUAG
Molecule: messenger RNA, 545 nt
Organism: Maylandia zebra (zebra mbuna)
Lineage: Eukaryota; Metazoa; Chordata; Actinopteri; Cichliformes; Cichlidae
Source: RefSeq, a predicted model, not a curated record